This is a messenger RNA of Fukomys damarensis (Damara mole-rat), 1278 nucleotides long. It is a transcript of the gene Flywch2, whose product is annotated as FLYWCH family member 2. The coding region runs from base 385 to 798 and encodes 137 amino acids. The transcript has 4 exons. The record is from RefSeq and is a predicted model, not a curated record. Lineage: Eukaryota; Metazoa; Chordata; Mammalia; Rodentia; Bathyergidae.
UGGGCCCCUGAGGUCCUGCUGCGCGUGCUCACACCGUGACCUCAGUUUGAGGUGACGGCGGGAGCCGAGGCUGGGCACCCCUUCAGAGCCCGAGGGACCCGCAGGAGAGGGAAGGCCCACCUGCCUCGCAACGGGGCUGGGAGCGCAGCAGAGAGCGCAACUUGCUGCCAGGCCUACCCAAGACUCAAGAGAGAGCCCCGGCGGGAACUGCAUGGUGACUGAACAAGAAGCCAUUAUUUUUGGAGUCCCGGGACGCAGACAGAUAGGGACCGGCACGAACCUACCUACCUAAGGAGAAUGCGAGCCAGAUCCCAGACUGGCAGAUUCCUGGCCAAGGAGGAGGAGGAAUACUGCUGGGGUUGAGUGUGGCCUGAGGGUCCCAGGAUGCCCCUGCCCACGUCCAGUGAGCAAGAGAGCCUGAAGAGCAACCUGGAGCCAUCACUGAAGCCUGGCAUGGAUGUUGUCCCAGCAGUCCCUAGAAACCCCCGGAAGUUCUCCAAACUGGUCCUGCUGACAACUUCCAAAGACAGCACCAAGGUGGCUGGAGCCAAGCGCAAAGGGGUGCACUGUGUCAUGUCCCUGGGGGCGCCAGGCCCUGCCACCCUGGCCAGAGCCCUCCUCAAGACCCACCCAGAGGCUGAGCGGGCCAUCGAGGCAGCCCCCCAGGAGCCUGAGGCGAAACACAGCAAGCUGGACCUGGAUGCAGGUGCCAAGGAAGACAGUGGAUUAACAGGGGCAGCACCUGUGGUACACGGGGAAGACUCUGCUGCAGUGCCCAGCGUUUCCCUGGAACCUUAGCAACCGGGGGAGCCAAGUGCUACCUGCAUCUGACUGGGCUACGAGUUCUGCUGACCACAGAUUUCCCUCAGCCUCUUCGUUCACGCUCAACCUUGUGUAAAUAUAAAUGUUUUUUUCAGUACUUGAGGUGGAACUCAAGACCUUGCACUUGUAAGGCAGGCGUGGAACCACUGAGCUAGAUCCCUGGACCCAUAUAUACGUUUUAGAUCAAAUGUAAGUUACUUUUGUAAGCAGGAAAAAAAAAAAUCAAAAGAAUAAAAGCUUGUAUGGUAUUUUCCAUCAGAGAUAGACAGGUUUAAACAUUCCAGGAAGGUGGGCGUGGUGGUGUACACCUGUAAUCCCAGCACUCAGAGGCUGAGGCAGGAGGAUUGCUAUGAGUUCAAGACCUGGGGUCUCCAACCCCAAGACCUCACUGCCCUGGGCCCCCUCAGCUUGGAAAACCAGCCACUGACCCUGAGACCCUGAAGUUCCCCUCCUGGA